UGUCUAUUAAAAACAGAUUGCAGUAAACAAAAUGCAGGUCUUGUAAUUUUGGCACAAAAAUCAUCUUAAAUGUUUCUGCAUCCUGCAAUUGUUGGGCAAAAUUCUAAAUUUUAGCUGACUAGGCACUUGGUGGGUUAAAACCAACAGCAAAAAAACAAGGAAAUAUAAUGAGCGUAAUAAGGGGUGGAAAGAUGAAGUAAGAAAGAAACGUGCAAAAAACAUUUACGAUAUUUGUGACGCGUCCUGCAUCUGGAGUGUCCUUUCACUUUUAUUUUCCGGUGGUUAGUGGGCUUGUCUCGGACAGAGUUGAUGGAGGACAGUGAAUGGCAGUGUGUUCUACGGAUAUGAGAGACAACGUACGACACGGACAAGGCUAAGCUGAUGCAAAGUGUGUGCGUGACCUUCCGGAAAGGCUAAAUUGUGAGGCGCAGCAUCAGGUUGGAGUACGGUAGUAAAAGCGCAUCGGUCAAUGACAUCCGGCCCGAAGGUAAACAGACAGUCGGACGAUUAUUAACCUCCCCCAAUACGCGUCUUUUAUCGCCUUCAGUAUGACUUAAUAAUUAGUAGACGAAGAGCGAUGGUGGCUAUACGUACGGCAAGGUUUAUUUGACAUCCCUCCCCACAAAUCACGAAUCUACGUGUGAAACGAUGGCGAAGGAAUACGAUUAUCUGCUGAAGGUACUCCUUGUCGGUGAUAGUGACGUUGGCAAGCAGGAGAUUCUCUCCGGUCUAGACGAUGGCUCCACGGAAAGCCCAUUUUGCAGCGGAAGUGGCACGGCACAUAAAACGACCACCAUCUUACUGGACGGUAAACGCGUGAAGCUACAGAUUUGGGACACAUCCGGUCAGGGACGGUUCUGUACAAUCAUUCGCUCCUAUUCGCGUGGCGCUCAGGGCAUUAUACUCGUGUACGACAUCACGAACAAGUGGAGCUUCGACGGACUGAACCGGUGGCUAAAGGAGGUCGAAGAGCACGCACCGGGCGUACCGAAGGUGCUGGUCGGGAACCGGCUGCAUCUCGCCUUCAAGCGACAGGUCGCCGCAAAACAGGCGGAACUGUACGCAUCGCGCAACAAGAUGGCCUGCUUCGAGAUAUCUCCGCUGUGCGAUUUCAACAUACGCGAAUCGUUCUGCGAGCUCGCCCGGAUGGCGUUGCAUCGCAAUGGGAUGGAGCGGAUCUGGCGCACGAACAAAGUACUUUCCCUGCAAGAGCUGUGCUGCCGCAGUAUCUGCCGGCGGACGAAUGUAUAUACCAUCGAUAGCCUUCCGCUGCCACCGUCCGUAAAAUCGUAUCUGCGAUCGUACGCGCUCACCUCGUCCCAGUGCUUGAACACGGUGCUGAACAAUUCCGCGUCGAUCGCGAAGAAUCUCAAAAGCAAAUCCUCCACCACAUACCAUCUGAAGCAUAACGUCCGCAACGGAUGCGUAAUUUCUUGAUUGUCAUUCUUAAGCCCGCCGCGCGCGCGUUGGGUUUUGAACGGUGGAUUUGGUUUGCCACUACCUGGGCGGGUUCGGUAAAAGCAAGCGAUGGGGACGCAACAGAGUCAUAGAGCACAAUAUCGUUUUUUUUCAUAGAUUGUAAAAGGUCCUCUGUUUGUAUUGUUUUUUCAAACACUCGGCACGAUAUUCUCAGAAGUAUUUUAAACUAACACUAAUUACCUCACACACAAAAGUGAUGCUGCCACAUAAACACAUUCGCGUGAUUUUUGUUUGUUUUGUCUGUAACGGCGAAACGAAUUAACUGAAAACUAAUCGGUUGCGGGGAUCAGUGCAACAUUAACCUGCCCGAAACUCUUAGACCACCUAUCAUCACCGUCAUUACGCUAUCAAAAAAUCUUCCCCAAAUGGUCAAACGGAUGAGUACAGUGUAGGGGCAGUAGAAAGUCCAUUAUCUUCUCCAACGUUCCCUCAAGCUGGAUAAAGGUAAUGAAUAUGUAUUUCAUUAAAUACUGAUAACAAAGUGUGACACGAAAAUUCUCAUGUAUAGAUUUAAAUGUACAACACAGCCUCAAGACCCCUCACCGUACUUUUCUGGUGCGACCUGUGGGCUGAAGACAAGCAAAUGAACCAAAUACUAAUUUUAUUAACCUAAUAAUUACAAAUACGUAUGGUAUGAUUAAAAGUAUCGCUACCCGCACACAAUUAAGAGACGUCAGACGUUUUUGGGUGACCUAUAUGUCGAAGAAUCAUUUCGACACAGCAGCAGAAAACGUGUGAUUACCGAUUAAUGUUAACGUGGAAUUGCGCGCCAGAUCUACUAUAGCUUGAUAUCAUAUGCGUUUCUGGCGUGAUACGGUAUGCAAACAAUUAGACAUUGUGCUUUUUUGUUGUUGUUUUUUUUACGAGUUAAUCCCACACCGAGUCAUGUAAGUUUUAGGUUACGACACUAAAUCAUCUAUUUCAAAAUGAGCACAAGGAAAAUGGAAAAUGCAAACAAUGCGAGAUAACGAAAUGGAAGGUCGUGUGCAUAGAAACUUAACUUUUUUUUAUUAGUUUCAAAAUGGCGUACAGAAUUUAACUAGCUUUAGUAAGAGUAGAAUAAUUGCGCAAAAGUCGUCAGCAUAAUAAAGCAUAGAGAGAAAGAAAGAGAGAGAGAGAGAAAAAGAAAGAGAGUGAGAGAGAAAGAGAAACAGGAUUGGUAGAAUUUACGAUAAUGUGUGCGGAGAAUCCCCUUUUCUACGAAACUUUCUAUUUCGAUAAAAAAUGAAUAGAUAAGAGGGUUGCAUCAUAAUAGUUGUGUGUGUGUUGGCUAGAUUCCAUGAGCAAAAACAUAUUUUCUAGACUCCGUGCAACAUUCAAAAUGUUGCACAUGAAUCUAAACGAAACAAACAAAAACCAAAACCACAAAGAGAAAACGAACGAUUUAUAACCAACCAAGCCAACCACCGCAAAUAAGUGUUUUUCUUUUUCUAGUAUUAAAUGUCGUAUAUAUUUGAAAAAAGGGUUAGGUACUGUGAAAAUGUGACACAAAAUUUGGAAAAGGGAAGAAACGAAAUAACAACAACCAACUGAUAAUACAACCCACGAUGGUUAAUAACAAAACAAAAACAAGUACUCAUGUAAAGUUAAGAAACAAGUACAAUCUAAUAUUGUUUUUUCCUGCCUAGUUCUGAGGAGUGCAAAACAAAACAUAAAAAUCAAUCGACGCACAAACGUCUGCAAAGUAGAAUUGAAAAAGGAGACGAUAAAAACAGGAAACGGAAUAUACAAAAGAAAAAGAAAAACGCCCUAGUCUGGUAACCCUUUGAUGAUGGGGUAUCGGAACUCUGGGACAUGGAACACGCAUAACACGAGCGAGAUUCGAGCGUACGAGCUAUGAUUUCAAUUUAUUUAUGAGGUGUUUUUAUUUCUUUAAGUAGCAAUGUACAAUACGAAACUUGUGAAUGAAUUAUUAAAAAAAAAACAGAAAUCG
This is a messenger RNA of Anopheles moucheti, 3412 nucleotides long. It is a transcript of the gene Rab40, whose product is annotated as ras-related protein Rab-40C. The record is from RefSeq and is a predicted model, not a curated record. The transcript has 3 exons. The coding region runs from base 649 to 1437 and encodes 262 amino acids. Gene Ontology annotation, molecular function: GTP binding; GTPase activity. Lineage: Eukaryota; Metazoa; Arthropoda; Insecta; Diptera; Culicidae. Gene Ontology annotation, cellular component: plasma membrane; synaptic vesicle; endosome. Gene Ontology annotation, biological process: protein localization to plasma membrane; intracellular signal transduction.